Messenger RNA from Triplophysa dalaica, 2569 nucleotides. RefSeq names its product glucose-fructose oxidoreductase domain containing 2 (gene gfod2). The transcript is spliced from 4 exons. The coding region runs from base 756 to 1859 and encodes 367 amino acids. NCBI's taxonomy places the organism in Eukaryota, Metazoa, Chordata, Actinopteri, Cypriniformes, Nemacheilidae. The record is from RefSeq and is a predicted model, not a curated record. Gene Ontology annotation, molecular function: nucleotide binding.
GAGGACAUAUCGCAUUUAGGCUAAAAACAGGUUCGGGACUUAUAGCGUUUUGGAAAGAAACUGCAUCUUGCAGUACAUUUUAAACAAGGAAAUAUAGCGAUUUGGCAUGAAACAUUGAUGGAGCAGUGAAUAGGUUUAAUACACAGCAAAAUGGCAUGACAAACUCAUUUUUUUAUUUGUCGUUUAAUGCGUUUUGGAAAAGAGCUCUUCUAAUGUAGACUAUUACCAGUGUAACAGAAGCCUUGUUUCUGCUGAGAGUGAUGUGUUUGCCGACUCCUCCUAUCUCAAAUGGGCGUGGCAGAAAUGUGUGACUGUUUCACGCAUGCUCACAAAAUCUAGAUUGCCGCUUGGUUGAUAAACCCACACACAUAGCAAUGAGUACUCAUCAUGCAGCAACACAUUCAUGUCUACGUAUCGUCCAUCCACAUACGAAAUAGCUCGCUGUGAUUUCGAAACAGACGAUGAAUGUCCAAAACGCCGAGAAGGUGGGACGCGAGUUAUCCUGUUUUUCUUCUUGCGUUUGAGAUGCCAUGAUGGCUCAGAGCACUGACUAGUGCUGAUCAGAGAGGGAGGGAGGUGGCCAUCAUCCUCUGGUCAUCAUCAAUCUGAAAAGCACCAGCGCCAUCGCAAUACAAAGCUUUGUGUUACAGGUGGGCAUCAUUUCACAAGAAAUCUUCAGUGUGGAAUAAGCAUUUCUGAAGACUUGCCAGUAAUUGGUUGUAAGUGCCUUCAUUGCUUACGCAUGUGUUAGCAUAAUGCUGCCAGGCGUGGGUGUAUUUGGAACCGGGCAGACGGUCCGUGCCCUGGUGCCAUUGCUCCAAAAAGAAGGCUUCCCUGUUCAGGCGGUUUGGGGCCGUACACAAGAGGAAGCAGAGUCACUGGCCAGUGAGUUGGACAUUCCCUUCUCCACCAGCCAGACAGAUGAUGUGCUACUACAUCCAGAGGUCCAUCUCGUCUGUAUAUUGACACCACCACCACACACAAGGCAGAUCGCCGUAAAAGCUCUAGGUAUAGGCAAAAAUGUAAUCAGUGAGCAGGCAGCUACACUGAUGGAUGCUUGUAUGAUGGUGACGGCAGCCAGAUAUUACCCACAGCUUAUGAGCAUCAUGGGAAAUUCUUUGCGCUUCCUGCCCGCCUUUGUCCAAAUGAAACGCAUGCUGGGGGAGGGUUAUUGUGGGACCUUGCAGGUAUGUGAAGCACGUGUAUACGGAGGCUCGCUGCUCAGCCAACCGUAUGGAUGGGCAUGGGAGGAGCUUAUGGGAGGAGGUGGCCUGCACACAGUUGGCUCUUGCAUCAUCGAUCUGCUGAGCCAUCUCACAGGCCGGCGGGCUUUGCGAGUGCAUGGAAUGCUACGGACUUUUGUACGUCAGGGUGGUCCAGGGGGAGGAAUUCGUUCUGUAACCGCAGAUGACUAUGCUUGCUUUCAGCUACUGAUGAGUGGGGGUGUGGUCUGCAGCGUGACACUAAACUUUAAUUUACCUGGCACAGAUCUACAUGAGGUCAUGCUUGUAGGGUCAUCAGGGCGCCUCAUUGCUCGAGGAACAGAACUAUAUGGUCAGCGGACCCCCAUGCAAGUAGAGGAGCUUCUUUUGAGUGAUGGCGGAGGAGAAGUGGGCCCAUCCAUUAGGGGACUUAACUGUAUGGUGACUCAGCUCCGACUUUCCUUUCAGACACAAGAGGACAGGCGCUCCUGGGUGCGGCACCCUGUUUCCAUGGCAGCCUCAUUUGAGGAUGGGCUCUAUGUACAGACGGUAGUUGAUGCCAUCAAACGGUCAAAUCGCACUGGAGACUGGGAGUUGGUGGAUGUGAAGAUCCAGGAUGUGGACCCUAACCAUAACCACAGAACCAUAUCAAAUUAAAACAACAAACACUGUUACAUUUGACAUAUACAAUUAACUACCCCCUUAAAUCUGCCUAUUCACCUUAUUCACUCAUGAUUACAAUAAAAUAAGCAAGCCCACAUUUUUUAAAUAAAGAGCCUAGAUUCAUAAUACUGAACUUCAUAAUCCCUAUUUACUGGACGUUUUAAAUUAUUAAUAGUUUUAAGUAAUCUGUGCUUGCAGAGAUUUGUCACUGGAUAGAAAUAGAUACACAUGAAAAAUACUAAGAAAUUGAUAACAGUUUACUAGUGUAAGUACUAAAUUAUAGUAUUUUUCAUGUGGUAAAAUGUUUUUUUUUCUCCCUAUUUCCUUACCUUAAAUAAGAUGUGUGAAGCUGUGCUGCAAAAUAAUGGUUUUUGUGAUUUUAACUAUUUUAAUCAGAUGUUUUGAGUCUAAAUACUGCAUUUAAGAUUCUGACAUUUUAUAUAACUGUGUGAGUACUAUUAUAAGCUCUGCUGUUUUUUAUAUGUGUGCGAGAGUUAUGUUUAUGGCACUGAUUUACUUCCUAUGCUGGACACUAGAUAUCAUUUCUGUAAUAUUCCUGUGACAACGUGAUGUCCAAUGUAUUGGACAUGUUGCGUUUCUAAUAAGCUGCACAACAUUUCUUACAUUUGAAUAGAUUGAAGACUGAGUGUUGGGUUAGUAUGAACGGUAAUUUGUAAUAAAAAAUAUUUAACACAUUUAAGUUU